Molecule: messenger RNA, 1071 nt
Organism: Aureobasidium vineae
Lineage: Eukaryota; Fungi; Ascomycota; Dothideomycetes; Dothideales; Saccotheciaceae
Source: the annotation of a GenBank genome assembly
AACAUCGCACGCGUUGAUGUUGACAAAUGGCUAUCCAGCCUCAUUCUACCGUCCGAUACCUAUUGGGACAAAUGGAAACCCGCUUUGAAGGACACGGAUGUUGGUGGGCUUGGUACAGCUCAGAAGUUUGUGGGCCACUGGNAAAAUUCAUACGCCGGCAUUGACAUCCACGUACAAAAGCAUAAACUCUCAAAGGGCCAGCGCAAAAUUUUCAUGUGUACUACCAGAGACUCAUUGCCUUUGUUGGGAAUUCGGGUUGUAGACUCUUUUGGGUAUAGCAAGGCAUAUGCAAAUCGGAGGCUUGCACGGGUCUCGGCGCUGUAUCGAAGCGGUGAGCUUGACACAAUUUACAAGGGAACAAUUGCAUCGAGGAAGUUCUUGAGGAUAUACCUACAGGCUGCAAGAUAUGGCAUGGUUCCGAGACUCAAACUCAGCAUGUCAAAUGAUCAACUCGAUGCUCAUUAUCAAAUCACCCUGGCCGUACCUGAGUGGAAGGUCAAGGCUCUCUCAGUUGCCUCAACAUACAUUGAAGCCUUGACCGCAGUCAUCGAGACCUAUGAGCAGAUGGUCAAGAAACGCAAUGUCAAAACUCGCUUCUCAUCAGAAGCAACCAACGACAGACUGGACAUCUUAAGCUACGGAAACGCAGAACAAGCCCUCCAAUUCCUAGUCAAGAAGUUGGACAUCAAGAAAUCUAGAUGGGUACGCAAGAAGCUUGAUACACCAGGGCCACAAUGGCAAUACUGGUACUCAAUCAAAGUCGACAAAGACGACAUACCGAUCCUCACCUCCAAAUCUCCGACGAUACGUAAGUUGGAUGCGCAAUACAUUGGUACACUCACAGCAGUAGUGCGGGUCCUGCAGCGCUUUGGCUUUGACGCAAUUGACGGAUUCAGGGAGCACGUCGAGGCAGCCAGGAAUCGUGCCAUUGAGUCGGUGUCCCAUUAUGGGGAUGAAUCCGAAAGCGCGGAAUCAUCUCACAGGAUAGAGAGUGAACGGACACCGCUACAGGAGACUGCAUCCCUGGAAAGCGAAGAUUACGAUGAGCCGAAAAUAUGGAGGAGGACCUGG